Messenger RNA from Zonotrichia leucophrys gambelii, 522 nucleotides. RefSeq names its product tafazzin, phospholipid-lysophospholipid transacylase (gene TAFAZZIN). The record is from RefSeq and is a predicted model, not a curated record. Gene Ontology annotation, cellular component: mitochondrial membrane. Lineage: Eukaryota; Metazoa; Chordata; Aves; Passeriformes; Passerellidae. The annotation marks the transcript as partial. Gene Ontology annotation, biological process: inner mitochondrial membrane organization; cardiolipin acyl-chain remodeling. The transcript is spliced from 7 exons. Gene Ontology annotation, molecular function: 1-acylglycerophosphocholine O-acyltransferase activity.
CCCCCCCGGGACCCCUCCCCAGGGUACCUGAACCGGCUGCGGGUCCACAACGCCGAGGUUCUGCACGAGCUGGUGGAGAGGAGGGGUCCCGGGACCCCCCUGCUGACCCUGUCCAACCACGCCUCCUGCAUGGACGACCCCCACCUCUGGGGGUCCCUGAAGCUGCGACACGUCUGGAACCUGCCCAGGAUGCGCUGGACCCCCACGGCCGCUGACAUUUGCUUCACCCGGGAGCUGCACUCGCUCUUCUUCAGCCUGGGGCGCUGCGUGCCCGUGUGCCGCGGGGACGGCGUUUACCAGCGCGGGAUGGAUUUCAUACUGGAGAAGCUCAACCAGGGAGACUGGGUGCACAUGUUCCCUGAGGGUAAAGUGAACCUGGGCCAGGAGGUCGCUCGUUUCAAGUGGGGCAUUGGGCGGCUCCUGGCCGAGUGUCGGAGGGACCCCGUGAUCCUCCCGCUGUGGCACGGGGGGAUGAGCGAUGUCCUCCCCAACCAUCGGCCCUACGUGCCCCGGGUGGGGCAG